GUGUCCCUCAACUGCGCUGCAUCGCCGUUUCAGAACGACAAAACGAAAGUAAAUUUAGCCCUCUUUUGUUUGAUCUUGACGAUCGCUAUUACAUUUAUUGCUCUCGUCAAACUUUCAAGGUGAUCCCUCUGUCAAUAAGCGAAAUCGAUCUCGGCUGAUGCAUCCUGGGAUAGAAACACUUGCCACAAAUGCUCUACCUUGGCUCGUGUUUUCUUUAAUGAGCGUUCUUCUGCGCGCUCUCUGCGCUGCAUGCAUGAAUUACGGCGUUCCAAUCCGUUCCAAUCGCAACACUACACUUAAUGGCUAACCCAACCUUUAACAACGUACUAAUAUGGCGGUUGUUCGGUCGUGCGAUAUGAGGGUAAAACCGAGAAAUAAAAGUUGCAUCUGAACGACCUUCGUCAAGAUUCUGCUAGUCUACAUCAUGCAAGACCCAAAGACUUUGAAGAACUUGGAAUAACUUCAGCAUCUGAUGUUGUGAAUGAGCUAGAUCAUUCCCGGAAAUACUUCAUCAUAUUUAAGUCUUACAUCUGAAGACUAUAUCUCACGUGGGAACUUCUUUUCUUGUUAGGUUUAUCUAUAGAGUAAGGAAGAUGUUUUUUUUCCGGUCAGCUAUACAAUUAAUCUGUGAAUGAGCAUUUAGGCUUACAAGUAUUGAUCUGGGUUCAUUUGAGAAACAAUUCCUUUUUUCAGAUAAUCAACUUGAAUAUCAUAAUUUAUGGUGCCAUUCUUGACAGUAGAAUGUUGAUGAUGAGAGAAUCACAAUUAUCCUUAUCAACUGUGGCAGAACAUUGUCAAAUCUGCGCUUUGGAUCAACGAGCUGUUAUUGCUAAUUGAAGGAUAAACCAGCAACUUGACUGCUUUUUUCUGUAAUAUGUUUCAAGAUCGAAAAUGCUGAUGAUACACUUACAGACAAUGACAGUUUGAGCACUGUUUCAACACUGUUACAGCAAAAGAUCAAUAACAACACCAGUAGCAACGCAACCGAUUAUAGAAACUACAUCGCAAGUCAUGAUGGUGUAGCCGUGUAAAGCGGAGGACAAUUAUUUCUUGAGAGAGUUUGGUUUAGUUGACUGAUACUGGUCAGUCAUGGAUCACUGCCGCCAUGUCGGGAAGCUUUGCGUCGGUCAAACGCAUUCUAUCCUGGACCCCUCAGAGUGGCAUUGUUCAGUAUGUGGGACUACAGAGAGUGUCUGGGCUUGUCUGAGUUGUACCAACGUUGCAUGUGGCCGUUACAACGAGGAACACGCUCUGAGGCACUUCAAGGAAAGCAAUCAUCCGCUAGCCAUUGAGGUCAAUGAGAGAUACGUCUAUUGUUAUGAGUGCGAUGACUACAUCCUGAAUGACAACGUGACAGGAGAUCUGAAGUUCUUGCGUGACACGCUUGACGUAAUCACGAAACAGACGUUUGAAGAAAACGCAUCGAGAGGUGGAAGGAGAAGGUUUUUAAGAGCCUUAUCGGUGGAUUCCAGUCAACUUAAACAUAGUCAUGGGCGAGAUGACAACUUUGUUAUGCGAGACAAGGGUCAUACCGCCCUCAUACACCGACGAUUCAUGCUGCUUUCGACAACAUUCCUCGCCUGGAAACGCCUCGUCCACGGCGACAAAGUCACGGGGCACAAGACGCCGGCCAAGAGCGCCCCCGCGCCAAAACGUCAAGAGAACUCAGGGGAUAAUGAGAUAUCAUUCAAAGACCCUAGUAGAAUUGAAACAAAGACUAAUGCCAGUGGUAGCUCGCAUCCGAAGGUGGCGAAGCGGGUACAGAAGGUUGUAACACCGAUUAAGAGGAAGUGGACGGUGUUAACGCCGGGUGUUACUGGACUGAGGAAUCUGGGUAACACGUGUUACAUGAACUCUAUUCUUCAAGUGUUGAGUCAUCUUCUACGGUUUCGGGACUGCUUCCUCAAAGUAGAGAUUGACCUUCGACCUCAUACCAAGUCAGAGGGCAAAGGUCAAAGUUCAUCCUCAUCAGAGAGCCGGAAAAGAACGCAUGAGUACAUGAGACAGACGACAGUUGAAUGUUUCAAGCUGACGGAGACGCCCCGGAGCGGAGAGUCCAGUUCAAGUCGCGUCCAGCGCCAGCAAAGGAACAGAGGACCGGGUGGAGGAGGGCUGAAUGGAGGAUCAGAUGAUAGUACUGUUGACCCCUCAAAGUGCAAAGACCCUCGAAAGGUCACCAAUAACUAUCCACUAUGUCAUGAGCUUCACAUGCUCCUGAGGGUCAUGUGGUCCGGCAAGUGGGCUAUCGUAUCCCCUCAUGGUUUCCUCAGUUCAGUCUGGAGGCUUAUACCCUCGUUCCGCGGUUACGCACAACAAGACGCUCAGGAAUUUCUCUGUGAGUUCAUGGACAAGAUUCACUCCGAGCUCCAGAACCUAGCCACGCCCCUCUCGCUGUCGCUAGGCAACGGUGUCUCCAUGACGUCAGAGGAGAUUGUCCCAAAGAUCUUUGAAGGGUGGUUAGUUUCUCAGGUGAUGUGUCUGAAAUGUCGGUCGAAAUCCAACACCUACGAACCGUUCUGGGACCUGUCACUAGAGUUUCCUGAAAGGUAUCAGUUCAGCUCCAACCGGAGCAACAUAUCCGAGGACACGUGCCACCUGACCGAGAUGCUAUCCAAGUUCACCGAGAUAGAACACCUGGAUGGACCAGUCUACCAGUGCGAGGAGUGUAAUAGCAAGAGAAGAGAGGCGUCCGGAAAGCCAGUCAUACAGACGGAAGCCACGAAGAGAUUACUAGUCACCAAACUACCUCAUGUACUAAGACUCCAUCUUAAGAGAUUUAGGUGGUCGGGGAGAAAUCACAGAGAGAAGAUCCACGUUCCGGUGAAGUUUGAUCAAGAGCUGAACAUGAGACAGUUCUGUCUGGUAGAUCCCAACCCAAAGAAGAUCGUGACGACAGAGGAUUAUAUGUAUGAUCUGACAUCACUAAUUAUACAUCACGGUAGAGGUUUUGGAUCUGGUCACUACACGGCGUAUUCAUGGAACCAAGAAGGAGGUUUCUGGGUUCACUGUAACGACGCGAGACUGGAGCUAUGUUCGGUCGAGGACGUGACGGCGUGCCAGGCCUACAUUCUCUUCUACACCAAGAGGACGAAUGUCGCCACGGCAACCACGCCAGGCAAGGAAGAAGAGGAAGCGGAGCAGGAGCAGACGUCGAUGGAUGAGAGCGAUGCUGGCAAAGUGAAGCGGAGGAGAAUCACCCUCUAAGGGAAUAACUGUUCUGAUGAAUGAUAGCAAAAGGUCGCACGCAAGUAACAAAUGUAAUUCUUUUGAAAGAGCAGAAGUUAUUUGUCAACUUUUUUGCAUAACAAGCAAGUAAAAAAAGAGUUGCAUUUCUUUUGUAAGAGCAGAGUGGAUUUGUCCAAAGAAAAACAGGGUUCCCACAGUCACGGAAAAUCCUGGAAAAUUUUUUGGUCAUGGAAAGUCGGGGAAUUUGGUAAAUUUGUGAAAAGUCAUGGAAUUUCAUUCACCUCUUGGCUAUGGCAGCUUUCCAGUUUGUCGUGUCGCGCAACUCUCAUACUCUGUGAUCAUACUCUGCUAUUAUAAUUGGUGUUCAUGAUUUCCAUUUUUCCCAGUUUGUGACAUCCCAAAUUCUACAUACCCACUGGGACGUCAUGGAAAGCAGCAAUUUAGUCAUGGAAAAGUCAUGGAAUUCUGUUUUCAAAUUUCUGUGGGAACCCUGAAAGAUUGCAAGUCAUAAAAGUGUUGUUUCUUUUGAAAGAGCAGAAUAAAGCGUCAACUAUUUUUGCUUUACAGUAUCAAAAGAAAGCAGUGUGAAAAGUGACAUUUUCUACGAAAAAGAGAAGAGAGAGGGAGGGAGGCAGCUUUCAUUUCAGAUUUUGAAUUAGCUAGAGGAACAAGAACUGCCAGAUAACUCCACAUACAUUUAUAUUAUUGGUUGUUUAUUGAUUUCUGCAUUCUUAUAUAUUCUUCAGUUCUUUUGGAGGAAUUGUGUUAUUCAUUUAUUUUUUUGUUGUUUCAGGUUUUAUCAAGUACCAUUGGGGUAUAUGCUAUGAAAAUGAUUAUGUAAUCAAUCCCUGUCCUUAUUAAUGAUUUUUAAAAACCUUUAUUUAUUUUAGGGGAAUGGUGGGGGGGGGGUUGCGGUAGAAAGUGUUUUAUUUUCAAAGAAGUGGAAUAUGAUCAGAUGACAUUUUAUUUUUGUUUUUCACAGGAAUGAUUUUUUUUUUUUUUUUUUUUUUUUUGGGGGGGGGGCUGUAGGUUAUGUCCUUUCCUCUAGAAAGAAGGGGAAUAUGAGCAGAUGGCAUUUUACUUGUUUUUCACUGAAAUUGAAGUUUUUUUGCAGUGAUUUGCAAUGGAUGCAGUGUCUGAAGCAUUGUGUUGUGAUUUUAUUUACAUUCCAAAAUAAGAAACCCCAUUUUGUUACGGAGAGGAAAUCACUUGAUUCUCUUCAAAUUGGCAACAGUGAUGUUUCUUAUAAUUUUCAUUAACUCGUUGCCCACCAUGGACAGAAUCAUUCCUGUGCCACAUUACACUAUGCUAAUACAGCUCACAGUAGCUUUUGAUUGGUUUAUUGUAAAGAAAAGCUUUGUGUGUACACAGUACAAUGCCAUACACCAUUACUAUUGUGUAUGUGUGUAUGGACUUAAUACACUCUGUGUGUAUUGUGAAUGACUUGAGUCGAAGUUGGCAGCCCCCUGUAUGUGACUCUAGUCGAACAAAGCAGGCAAAGAGUUAAAAUGCACAAUAAUGAUAAUAGCCUUUUCUAUGGCACCAUCUUUCUAGAUAAAUUAUCAGUCAAAAUAAAGAAAGAGCAUAGAUAGUUGAAUCCAAUCCUUAUUAUUUAUUAUUUUUUAAAGUAGUAUUGUGUAUCUCAGGGCCAUUUGUACAGGAUGUAAUUUUUUUUCCAUAGUACAUGUACAUGUAUGUCACUGUUAUGCAAAGUCUUUUGUACACACUGGUGUGUAGUGUAUGUUUAAAACAAAAAACAAAACUGCCUUGCCAUAAUAUCCACUUAUGUAGCAAAUAAGUUUAUUUAUUUCAAUUAUAAAAAUCUACUCUAUCAUACUCUUAUAUUUAAGAUAUAUAUGGGGCCCGUUGCAUAAUACUUUUUACCUGAGAAAACUCAGGUUGUUUUUACCAGAGUUUUUGCCCUGUGUUAAAGUCAAUAGCAGAAAUCAGACUAACCUUAGUUUUCAGUUUUUACCAGAGUUUUCUCAGGUAAAAAGUUUUAUGCAAACAGGCCCAUGGUGAUUCUCCACUUGGCUAUUCUAUAGGGUAUGUACGUCCAAUCCAGUGAACCAAAUGACACCUGGGCCCGCAUUCUGAAGACAGGUUUAACUUAGACUACGGUCUAACUCUUUGUUAAAAUUAUGGGGAGCCAAAAGUUCAGAAUUUCUUUUUAUAUUGUAUAUUUCUUAUGUUUACUGUUUUGUUUCCUUUUGCUUUCAUAGUGAGGAAAAAUACUUCAAAAUAAUUCAGUUAUCAUUCCCAGACAAUUAUUAAUAAUUUGGGUUUCAUAUGAGUUAUAAAUUGGAUGUGUACUGUUAGGGAUUUGUGCCCCAAUUGGCUCUUUGUAGUUAAACCGCAACUUUAAAUGAAGGUUUGAUUUAAACCCGAGUUCAGAGUACGGCCAGGGACUCUGGGUGAUUUCGCUUCUGAAAUGCUUAAAAGAGCCCUGCAAAAAAAAAAAAAUAGAGCCUUGGAAAUUCUUCAUUCA
Lytechinus pictus (painted urchin) is the source of this 5674-nucleotide messenger RNA. Its product is annotated as ubiquitin carboxyl-terminal hydrolase 44-like. Gene Ontology annotation, biological process: protein deubiquitination. Gene Ontology annotation, cellular component: cytoplasm. Gene Ontology annotation, molecular function: cysteine-type deubiquitinase activity; zinc ion binding. The record is from RefSeq and is a predicted model, not a curated record. The coding region runs from base 1090 to 3204 and encodes 704 amino acids. Lineage: Eukaryota; Metazoa; Echinodermata; Echinoidea; Temnopleuroida; Toxopneustidae. The transcript is spliced from 13 exons.